AAUUUCGCCAUACGUCACCUGGCACGCCCAGGAACUGGUUUUAUAAGGCCGACGUCUGUGACAGAAGGUGCACUGGUUUAUAUAUUCAGGGCCAAAAAAUUUAAGAUAAGUCAGAAUGGCGAGGAUCACUUUAACACUGUUCACUGUGGCAUCGCUGAUCGUCCUCAGCACGGCCUACCCGUACUUAUCGGGGAAAAUCCCCAACGGUGACAAGGUGCCGGACCCGUGUAAGCCAAACAGCUUAUGGGCCGGUGUGGGCCACUGGAGCCCGGCCGGAUCAAAUGCACGCAAUCCUUUCGGAUUAGCCUUCAAAGCCGCCGGAUACUCGUGGACCCAAACCCUGUGUAAGGCUGACAGUGACGGUGACGGCAAGACCAACGGCCAGGAGCUGGGUGAUCCUAACUGUGACUGGGUGAUCGGGAAAGCCCCUGCCACAUCCGACGGUAUUUCUCACCCCGGUAUCUGUGAGCCACCAGCGAGUGCACUGUGCAUGUUCCGUAACUCUGUCAACGUGUGUAAUAUCAAGUCACCAGCGAAUAAUGCGACGGUAAUACCAACGCCGCGUAUGCCAACGCCGCGUAUGCCAACUCGGAUGCCAACCCUUCAUCCAUCAAACAUCCCAGUCCAGGGCUCCUCUACUAUUGCUGUAUCCGUGAUUAUGCUGUUUGUGGCCGCCAUUGUCGCGAUUUUCUAGACGCAGUAAUUCCAACACAAAGCCCUUUCUCAUCCGGUUGAUCAAAUGUACUUUCUAAGCGUCACGUGACUUGUCAGGGCGCCAUCUUGUCUUCAAAACUUUGCAACCUCAUGAUAGCAAUAGACUGAAGAAAUUCGAACGUUACUUUGUAUCUGUAGAUAAUGGGUGAUAUGAAUAAAGACUAGCAAAUGCUUUUACUUCGAUUUUGUACAGAAAGGCCUAGUGUAAAUGUACAUGGCGUUUUAGAUAAAAGCAUUUGCUAGUCUUUAUUCAUAUCACCCAAUGUUAGAGUUAGAUGUGUAUUCUCCCUCGCCACACGUGAUGAUCGAAUUUUGGAUUAAGAGUGUAUAUCAAACCAAACCAGGGGGGAAAAUGGCCAAAGAACAUCCCGGCCUCCUAUGUUAUUUCCUCUUGACGAAGCUUAUGAACCUAUUUAGAUCUUUAAUGAAACUGUUAUGAGAUUUCUGUCAAUAAACAACUUUUAGAUCAA
This is a messenger RNA of Lineus longissimus, 1184 nucleotides long. Its product is annotated as temptin-like. The transcript is spliced from 3 exons. The record is from RefSeq and is a predicted model, not a curated record. Lineage: Eukaryota; Metazoa; Nemertea; Pilidiophora; Heteronemertea; Lineidae. Bases 116 to 694 code for a protein of 192 amino acids.